AUGCCCACCAUGACCACGCUGGAAAGGAGUCACUCCUGUACCUCCAGCACUUCCCUCUCCAUGUCCAGUCCGCGACCGUCUCGACGCGAAAUCACACCGCCUGGCUCCGAACUGUCCCUCUCCCAUCUCCAUGACCGCAUGAAUCAGCUCGACUCGCGUGUGCUCGAACUGCGAUCUACUGUCCUUACCAAGGAUGGCUAUGUCGACCGCCGGAACCGCGAGGAUGAACACAUCCGUCGUGAAUUCGAGACCCACCGUGCUAUCUCCCACCGUAUUGACCUCAACGUCGUGGCACUGCGCUCCGAUGUCGACCAGAUCAAGACUAGUAUCUUCCAGCUGAAGUCUAGCCUUGGUCAGUCGGGCACAGAGACGGUGUUCCUGCGUGGAGAUGUCGAUCGGAUGCAGAAGACUGUGGAUCAACUUCAUGUCGACUUGGAGCAGAUCAGGACAGAGUCGUGCGCCACACGGGUUGACAUCAGCAAACUUCAAGCUACAUCGAGUCAGCUCCGCACGGAUUUGGUUACCUUGGAUCAUAAGCUGUCCCGCCAGUUCCACCACUUGAACUCGCGCAUGGACUCUAUGGAAUCGCGUAUGAGACACUCCGAUCGUGUCCGUUUCAACUCUCUCGCCCAUACCAUUCUCGCUCCUAUCAGCCCUGUCCCUGUCAUCACCGAUGAUGGGGCUCUUGAAUGGCCCAAAUACUUCCCGCGUACGGUCUGGAAAUUUUGGUGUCUCAAGAAAAGAAGUCGAGUUCAUCGUCUGGUUGAACUCGCGGAAUUUUAUGAACUGGGUGGUUACCAGGAUUGGUCUCGGAUGCACCAGACCGAUAUGUUUGCCGACAGUGAUUCUAGUGACUCCAGCGAUGGAUCCUUUGUCAUAUCUCGGGAAGAAGCUGUCCGUCGCUUCCCCGAAGCCGCACAUCAAGCACUCGCCGCCACUCUAGGUCUUGUGUACUACAAGAUUCGCAAUGAGGUGGGCGAAGGCCCGAAUGCCGUACCAUCCCGUCCGCUGAAGCGUCAGCAAGAAGAUGUUGCUUCCGCAAGCACAGGUCCCAAGUCUAAGCCCGUGAAGAUGCCGCGCAGACCUAGUGUUUCCGACACUUUCUUGCAACGGUUGAUCAAUGGUCCCUCCGUGGCCGAGUCUCAAUCGUCCGUCUCCGAAGAAUUUGACAAGUUGGGGUGGAACCCAUUCUCAGAUGUCUCCGAGGACGCCAUGAGUAAGCUGCGAUCAAUUGACCCGCAAGACAUUGGAACCGUUCUUCGUGCUUUGGAACAAGGCCGUCUCAAGCUGAAGCCCAGUGGAUCGGAAAAGGCGCGCAUGUCCCCCACUGAGUCCAAAGCCAGUCACGGACUCGGCAAGUUAGUUGAACAGCCUGAGGUGCCUACCGUGCCAAAUACUGUUCCCACCCAGCCUAUUUCUUCACAGUCUAGUAAGGCUAAGCCUGCUUCUGUGCCCGACAUUCCUGAGACUGCUUCCGAUUCGGACAGCACAACCUCUUGA
Molecule: messenger RNA, 1500 nt
Organism: Penicillium maclennaniae
Lineage: Eukaryota; Fungi; Ascomycota; Eurotiomycetes; Eurotiales; Aspergillaceae
Exons: 2
Coding region: 1-1500 (499 amino acids)
Source: RefSeq, a predicted model, not a curated record